AUGAAGGAGUUUGAAUUUCACACAAAAUGCAAAGGAAUGAAGCUUAAUCAUCUUUGUUUUGCUGAUGACCUACUGCUGUUUUAUAAAGGUAACUAUCAGUCAGCAAUGUUGAUGCUAAGGGGUCUACAAGCUUUCUCAAAUGCUUCAGGAUUGACAACAAAUGCAGGCAAGUCAAACAUAUUUAGUGCAAAUACGGUAAAGCAAGAGUUGGAAGACUUGUGUGAGACUACUGGGUACAAGAAAGGAGCAUUACCAUUUAGGUAUUUGGGGGUUCCAUUUGCAGCAACAAAGUUAUCUGCUAUGGAUUGUGAGAAUAUUGCUCAAAAGGCUGACAACUUAUGGGUCAAAUGGGUGGAUCAUGUAUAUAUGAAAGGAGUUCAAUGGAAGCAGUAUAAGCCACUAGUAGAAUGUAGCUGGUACUGGAGAAGAAUAUGCAGUAUAAAAGAUAAAGUAAAAGAUGGAUAUAAGGGGAAUGAUUGGCAAAAGGGAGGGGGAAAAUACACAAUACAAGAAGGAUACAAAUGGAUGAAAGGGGAGAUGGAAGACUGGCCGUGGGCUAGAUGGAUAUGGAGUAAUGUAAACAUCCCUAAACAUAGCAUAAUAUGCUGGUUAGCAGUUCGACAGAGACUGCUGACAAGAGAAAGACUAGAAAAGGUAGGUGUAUGCACAGAGACAAGAUGUGAAAUAUGUGGAGAAAGCAAGGAAACAAUACAACACCUCUUCUUUGAAUGCAAGUUUUCGAAUGAAUGUUUGAAGCUGCUGUUGAAAUGGUUAGGCAAGGGAAUUCAAGAACCAGAUAUCGAAAAUGUAUGGAAGAAAUUGACGAGGAAUGUGAAAGGUAAAAUGAGCAGAAAGUUUAUUACAGCAACAAUAUCGGCACUGAUAUACAAAAUACGGAUGGUUCGAAAUAAGGCAGUAUGGAACAAUAAGGUGAUGCAUCCAGAGUUGAUAUGCAAGCAGAUCAAGCAGGAAUGCAAAAUCAAAUUGAAGAUGCAGAAUAUAAGGAAAGAAGGCAGAAACAGUAGGAACUGGCUAGAACAAUUGUAUGUAACAGAUUAG
This is a messenger RNA of Nicotiana tabacum (common tobacco), 1059 nucleotides long. RefSeq lists its product as uncharacterized. The record is from RefSeq and is a predicted model, not a curated record. Lineage: Eukaryota; Viridiplantae; Streptophyta; Magnoliopsida; Solanales; Solanaceae.